Messenger RNA from Pseudoliparis swirei, 3400 nucleotides. It is a transcript of the gene tm2d2, whose product is annotated as TM2 domain containing 2. The record is from RefSeq and is a predicted model, not a curated record. The transcript is spliced from 4 exons. The coding region runs from base 94 to 774 and encodes 226 amino acids. Lineage: Eukaryota; Metazoa; Chordata; Actinopteri; Perciformes; Liparidae.
CCUUCGCAGGUAGUUAGGUUAGCUAGAUAGUGAACGUUAAAUGUCGCAGUUACACUGUUUCAUUAGAGUGAAUGUGGUAUUGUGAGGGUGACGAUGAUUCCGGUGAGCUACAUUCUGUUGUGCGGGCAGUUCCUGCUGCUGCUGGCGGUCGUUUUCUUACAAUGUCUGGGAGGAAUUUACUCCCAAAACUCGUCGACAACGGAGACUCCCUCAGCUUCUCCUCGCCAGGGAGCGACAACGGUCCCGUUCAACGAGCAGCCGACGGACAACGUGAAAUAUGAAGUACCGGGAGAAAGCACGACUAAUGAUAGCUACGAGUACAACCCCCCAUCUCCGGUCGUCCUCUGCAGCUAUCUACCGGAGGAGUUCAUCUUCUGUCAAGACCCCGUCGAUCACGCCCUGAAUCACAGCGCCUUCCUGGAGCUAGGCCACGGCUGUGUCGGGUGGGGUGGCCAGACUCAGAAAGAGGUGAACCACACGAAGGUCGUGUGCACGGCCCUCGAGGGCAUCGAGUGCGCCGGAGCCAAAGAGUUCCUCAGAGGAAACGUGCCCUGCAUCAGGUACACCGGCCACUACUUCAUCACCACGCUGCUGUACUCCUUCUUCCUGGGCUGCUUCGGGGUCGACCGCUUCUGCCUGGGCCACACCGGCACCGCCGUCGGGAAGCUGCUCACCCUGGGCGGCCUGGGCAUCUGGUGGUUCGUGGACCUGAUCCUGCUCAUCACCGGUGGCCUGAUGCCCAGCGACUACAGCAACUGGUGCACAUACUACUGAGGGGCACCGGCAGGCCGUGGUCGGGUGGGGGGGGGGUCGUUUCUCAUUCAGACAUUAUCAGUUAUAAAUUGAGAACGCCAGUGAUGGUGGGGCCUUAGCCAGCCAUCGUUAUGGACCUGGGGGCUCGGUACCUCCCGAGGACGCCUUGAGGGUCCCAGGAUGCUGCCGAGAAGAAUAAGGAAUCUUCUCAUUUUUUAUUUGAAUUAAAUCCUCUUGAAAUGUCCCACAAAAAUAAUUACUAUUGUACUCACAGCCACAGGGAUGACAGAUUGAUGAUGAUGGUAUUUAACUGUCAACUAAGGUCUCUUUCACACCUGUAGAGCAGUUCAUACGGUCCGGACCAGGGGCGUAGUCUAGCCUUUCAGUCCUAGUCUGCCUAUUGAUCACUUUUGACUUGAUGGACACAUGAAGUAGGACUCGAGUACUUAGUGAUGUCAUGGGGGGGCGUCGCCACAGUUACUGAGGGGUUUGCGUAAAUAGAUGCAAUGCUCACAAGACGGCGCCCUUGACAUCUGUCGACCAGCAGAGGGAGCCAAACGAACACAUCUGGUGUCAGUAUGGCAGGCGGCGGUUUGGCUGCCACCCCACGGACGGGCACUUGGUCCCAGUCCAGUUGUUCAGCGCCAAGAGGAGUCCAAACCACUGGGUGUUGCGACGGUAAAGAAGCCGACAUCUUGUCGGUGGUCUCUUUGCGACACCAGAGAACACAAAGAAACACACUGGGCUCAGUGAGGUCCAAGCAUGACUUGCUGACGUCACACACAUCAUUCAGUCCCGUCGACCCAUGUGACCUCUCCGUUUGUCAAACAGCGGAAACACAAACUUUAAAAGGGCAACGAUGUUCUUUUUCUUCUUCGUUUCCGACCUGCAGGUGUGAAAGUGAUGCACGUUUUGGGGAUUAAAAUGAUAGAAAAUACAAUUAACUCUUGGCACCCGUUGGAAUCCACAUUUCCUGCAGCGACGGUCCCCCCCACUCCCAUCGCCGUGGUAACGGCCUCGUGAGCUCACCAAGUUCACUUCUUAUCCGAGGCGACCUGCUGCUUUAAUGUGUUCCAGCUGCUCUUGGAUCUUUGAACUUUUUUCCUCCUCAAGCUGACGAGGUGAUGAUUUAUUGUAUUUUUCUUUUAAAGGCGUUCCUUUAACUCAGGAGGGAUGGGGGGGGUCUCUGUGGGAGGAGCUCCCCGCCUGUCGGAACCUGUUCACAUGUCUUCAGCUAUAACUCAUUUAGUUCAGACACAGAUGGGGGCCUCGCAUUAAAUAUUAAAAUCGUUUCCAUUGUUAAACUUCUCGUGGAGGGGUUUACGUGCUCGCUCGUCAUUUGGAGCGGGGAUCCAUGAAACUCGGAUCGUAAGAAGUUGAAGAAGACACAACGUUGAGGUGUCGACUUCUAUUUUCAGCCUGCUAGUGUUUUUUUCUUCAUUUUAGCGCGUCGUUUUAUAUGCCGAUUAUGAAAUCUGUACAUAAGAUCUACUUUCAUCUGGAUAUACUUGUAAAAUGUGUACAAUAUUGAUCCGCCUAAUAGAAGCUUUUAUAUUAUUUAACUGAGAUCCACUGUUCAACAUAGGCGUUCGCCGUAUGUCUUUUAAUAAGUAUAUUUUGUAUAUGUUUUAAUGACUUUUCUUUGAGCGGCAUGCCGAUUUGACAGUUUUUCCUUUGUCGUUGGCUCGUUUUCGGCCUGAAAUAAGGAAACGAGUCCACGAGGCGGAGCGCCCCGUGUGCAAGUUGGACCUGAUCUUUAACUCCCUCCUGUUGCGAUGAUGAGAAGCAAUCCAAAGUGUCUCGUGUUGUAUUCAUCACUGGCGUUAUGACUCAAUAAAAAGGCUCUGGCACGCCGCGUGUCCUCUGGUUUGAUUUAAUGGGCUGGCGCAGGACGUCAAUACAACAGAUUGUUGUCUCUGCUGAGUACUUUGAGUAUUGACGCGGGUUACGAGCGGGGGAUUGAUCGAGCACCGUAAGUUCCUCCAGGCACGCGCCACGAGAUCCAUAUUUUGAUUGAUAAAUAAAUGUUUUGAUCGGAAACGACAGUCUCGAAUCCGAUGCCGUCGUAUAACUCGGAUCCUAUUCUACUUUUCUGGUGGUUUGAGGCCUGCGGACUAUUCGCCAUCUUCCUGUGAACAGGAAGUGGCGUAGAGACGGAUCUGGUAGCAACCUGUCAAUCCCCCUCGGAGCCCCGCCCUAAAGCAUACUCUGCUUUAUGCUCUAUUUCACCAUCAUUUGCGAAAUGAACAACAGUGGGUCUAGCAGCCAGCACAACACACUCAACUCUCCAACACAGCUCUCCAGGUGUUGAGUGGCAUUAUGGGAAACGUAGGCAACGGGUUUUGACAGAGGAACGCGUGGAGAGAUAAACGAUCGUCCACGGCGAGUCGGACAACAUUAAAAGUGCAACGCUCAAUCGACUGAGCACUGGGCGACUCACGACAGCACCACAUAUGGAUUCAUCCGCAGAUGAAAAUAGUCCCAAACAAACUUGACAAUACUGAGCAGCUGUUUCAGGAAAAAGGUUCCAUAUAAUACUGAGCUUGUAAAGUAUUGACGGAGAAAGACGAUUCAUUAGUGAGGAUAAACUACUAAUGACAUUUAGUAUUGAUAAUGAUGACGCAAUCAAUAAAUCACUUCACCCGGA